This is a messenger RNA of Phialemonium atrogriseum, 1463 nucleotides long. Its product is annotated as phosphoglycerate mutase-like protein. NCBI's taxonomy places the organism in Eukaryota, Fungi, Ascomycota, Sordariomycetes, Cephalothecales, Cephalothecaceae. The coding region runs from base 241 to 1008 and encodes 255 amino acids. Gene Ontology annotation, molecular function: phosphatase activity. The record is from RefSeq and is a predicted model, not a curated record. Gene Ontology annotation, cellular component: cytoplasm. The transcript has 2 exons.
AGGGAAGGAUUGAGUCAUCAGUCAUAGGCGCUUUCUUUUUCAAUCUUGACUCAUUUGAACAAUUCAAAACCUACAUCUGUCCAAACCCCAAGAAGCUUGGGUAGACUUCAACGAAUAUACAAUAGUAUAUAUCUGAACACCGAAUCCGGAGUUGUGGCGAUUUAGUUGUUAUUCUCCUCUGGCAUCAGACUUCUAUUGACGCUUUCAAUUGAGCUUCACCGGAAUAAGGAUCGAUUGAAGAUGCCAACUUACGUACAUCUCAUCCGCCACGCCCAAGGCUUCCACAAUCUUUCGGCCGCCAACCACCAGCUUCACGACCCAGACCUGACACCGCUCGGCAAGAGCCAAUGUGCAGAGCUCUGCAAGAUCUUCCCACAUCAUGACAAGAUAACCCACCUAGUGGCCUCGCCAAUGCGGCGGACCCUGUACACAUGCCUGCUAUCCUUCGAGCCUGCUGUCAAGGCAGGGAAGACAGUCACCGCUCUCCCGGAGCUACAGGAAGUGUCUAGCCUACCGUGUGACACUGGCUCGCCGUCCGAGAAGCUGGCUGCCGAGUUCGACUCGACACAGGCGGACUUCAGCCUCCUUCGACCCGACUGGACAGAUAAGAGCCGCAGCAGCCCUUGGGCUCCCGAGAUGGGCAAGCUCGAAGAGCGCGCCAAGAAAGCCAGGGUCUGGCUUCGCACACUGGGCUCCCAGGUAAAAGACAGGGAGGAUGCGCACAUCAUCGCCGUCACCCACGGAGGCUUCCUGCAUUUCCUGACGCAGGACUGGGAUGGCAUGAACCCGGAGAAAGGCACAGGGUGGGAGAACGCCGAAUACCGGUCUUAUGAGUUCGUUGACGCUACCGGACAAGAUCCGAAUGCGAGCCUCAAAGAGACCAAGAUCAGCUGGAGGGGCCGGCGUGGCAGCGCAAAGGGCCUAACGGAAACGGAGCAGAGAGAGCUUCGUUCCGUCCUAAAGGAGAGGCUGGAGGAGGAAUUUGGCGAGAAGAAAGACGCGAAGUAAGGCGCCAAUUAGAUCUCCCAAAAGUCGCGCAAGAGCUCAAUACGGUUCUGAAACCAUCAUGGCGGCUAACACGGGCACCGGCCUCUCAUUGGAAUGGGAUGGUGACUGUAGUACAGUAUGAUCGAGCAGAUGGGUUGGGAUAAGUGAUUGGGGUAGACAGACCCUCGGCGAGAAUUUUGAAUAAUAUUAGUCGCUGUAGAUACAACACAGCGCUAAUCUCUCUGGACAAAGAGCGCCAGAACUGAAAACAGCUUCAAACGAAUUCAGAUAGGAUUCGGGUCAUCCCUGUUGUCUGCCGUGUAUAGACACGAUAGGGCGUGUAUGUAGUGUUUUAGUCACGUGGGUUCCUGCCGUUGGAUUUACCAAGGUAUGGUGGUUGGUUGGUUGGAUGUUUCAGCCAUGCGGGAUCCCUCCCGUCUCUUCAAUAAACCAAUAACAAGCCCUCGCUAUCUCCC